Molecule: messenger RNA, 2046 nt
Organism: Paramuricea clavata
Lineage: Eukaryota; Metazoa; Cnidaria; Anthozoa; Malacalcyonacea; Plexauridae
Source: the annotation of a GenBank genome assembly
AGAGAACUUUGGUUCUAUGGCUUUCUCCUUACUGAUUCAGGCAUAAAAGUUGAUCCAAGGAAAGUUGAUGCAAUUAAGCAUGCUAAGGAACCAAAGGACACAAAAGAACUCCGUAGUUUCCUAGGGCUAGCAAACUAUUGUUCCAGAUUCAUCAAGAACUUUUCAAAUCUUACAUCCCCCUUGCGAGAACUUACUGUAGCCAAAACACCCUAUGCAUGGACACCUAGACACACAGCAGCAUUUGCUGCUAUUAAAGAAGCUAUACAGAAAGACUGUAUCAUGCAUUUUUAUGACCCAAAUCAGAAAACAUGUCUAACAGUCGAUGCAAGCCCCACAGGUCUUGGAGCAAUAUUGUCUAACAUUGACAGAGCAGGUAAUUUGCAUAAUGUAGCAUAUGCCAGUAGGUCACUCACUCUAACUGAACAACGGUAUUCACAAACCGAACGAGAGGCCUUAGCCGUUGUCUGGGGUUGCGAACGGUUUCACAUGUACCUAAUUGGUGCAGAAUUCACAAUUUGCACCGAUCACAAAGCCCUUGAGGUAAUUUAUUCACCCAAAUCCAAACCACCUGCUCGGAUUCAACGGUGGGCUCUUCGCUUACAACAAUACAAAUUUAAUAUAAUAUAUCGCAAAGGCGAAGGCAACCCUGCUGAUCUACUUUCUAGACAACCACUACCUGUAGUAUACACUGAACAUUGUGACAUUGCGGAACAAUAUAUCAAUUUUAUAGAGAAGAACACCAUCCCCAAGGCCAUGAGUAUCGAGUCCAUUAUUGCAGCAACUGCAGUUGAUCCAGAAAUGCAAUUAGCGAUUGAAAGUAUCCAAUCGGGUGUCUGGGCAAAGCAUCAUCCCUUUUAUGCAGUGAGAGAAGAACUCGCUGUCACACUAAACAGUCUCUUGCUCCGUGCAAAUAAGUUGAUCAUUCCAACAAGGCUUAGAAAUGAAACCAUGACACAUGCCCACAAAGGUCAUCAGGGCAUCGUCAAAACAAAACAAGCCCUGAGGACGAAAGUGUGGUGGCCGCGAAUUGACAAAGAUGCGGAAGAGUUUAUUAAGCAUUGUCACACAUGCCAGUCUCUCGGGCAUGGUGAUCCGCCACCGCCUCUUCAACAACACAAAUUGCCCUCCAAACCAUGGGAUAGACUUCACAUGGAUUUUUGCGGUCCAUUUCCCACGGGGGAAACACUUUUUGUUGUCAUUGAUUCAUAUUCAAAGUUCCCAGAAGUGGAAAUAAUGAAAUCCACUACUGCCAGCGCCGUCACGAAUCGCCUGGACAGAAUUUUUGCAGUUCAUGGCAUUCCCACUGAAAUCUACUCGGACAAUGGUCCACCGUUUGCUAGUGAUGCAGUGAAGAAAUUCAUGCGAAAUCGCGGAAUAAAUCACUGGCUUGUAACACCUUAUUGGCCACAGGCCAACGGGGAAGCCGAGUCGUUCAUGAAGCCCCUCGGUAAGGCUGUAAAAGCAGCGAAAAUGGAAGGAAAGGAUUGGAAAGAAGAGCUACAUGGUUUUCUGUUAGCUUACAGAACUACACCACACUGUACCACCGGGGUAGCACCAAGUCAACUGUUGUUCAAUCGCGAAGUUCGUACGAACAUGCCAACUUUUGUAAAAGAGGGGGAUAUUGAUUACAAGAUUUUACACGAACAGGCUAAGAUAAAUACGUCAGAGAAGCAGUCGAAAGCGCAGCAGUAUACAGAUAAAAGACGACGAGCUCGGAAAGCAAACAUCGAAGUAGGAAUGAAAGUUUUGGUGAAACAAGAACGAAAAAACAAAUUUAGUACUGUUUUUGAUCCAACACCUUUGACUGUAACGAAAGUUAAUGGCAAAAAGAUAACCGCAGCGAGACACGAUCUCACUACCACCAGAAACGUAUCGCAUUUCAAAAGAUUUUACUCGAAAGACGAAAGUGCUGAUGAACAGGAAUGUGAUGACAGCGCUAGCGAUGUAACGGACGAUGAAGAUAAUAACGAACAGCCACAAGAUAUUCCACGAAGGUAUCCGGCAAGAGUACGAAGAAGACCUCGGUUCUUGCGCAAAGAAACUUAA